AUCAACAUCCAUUGUUGGCUCUGUAACUGUAUUUAUUUUAUUUUUUUUUUAUUAUAAAUAACUAUGUGCUGCAAUAUUAACGAGGCGGAGGUGAAGGUGGACGUGGAGCGUUUAGAUCCGGAGGCCGAAUAUUUGUGUGGUACCAUGACGGUGUUACGUGAUAUAUUUGAAGGUGACAGAGGAAUUAAGAAGAGCGGACAUGAAUGCCAGCACUGUGGCAAGCUGUACAAGACGACUAGCACUUUGCACGCCCACUCGAUGCUCAAACACCCCUCCAAUGACAUCGUAGUGCGAUGUAUAUCGUGCGACAAAACAUACCCCUCGAUUAUUAGUCUACAAAAGCAUAUGCGUUACAAGCAUCGUUACGUGCAUCGCUGCCACGCUUGUUACAGAAACUUCGCAACGGCCGAAUUGCUGACCCAACAUAGCGAAUCCUGUAGCCAGGCCGAAGCACCUUGUUCUGAGUGUGGGAAGAUGUUCAUCUCCGCAUUGGCUCUUCGCAAUCACUUCAAAUACAAACACCCACAGGAAAGGAUCAAUUGGUGCGAUAUUUGCCGCCGCUCGUUCACGUCUAGCCGCGGCCUGGCUAAUCACAUAGCGACUAUACACCCGCAAAACAUUGCUUGCAACCAGUGCGAAAAAAAAUUCAAUUCUAUGACGGCAUUGCAGAGCCAUCUGCUAUACGUACACGACGACGGAGCACGGUGUAAACAGUGUUAUAAAGUAUUUGUUUCUGGUGUCAACCUAUCGCGUCACAUUGCAAAGAAGCAUGCGGGUAUACUUGAAGUCUACAAAUAUUCUUGCGGAGUCUGCCAAAAGAAUUUUCGUAAUUCGAACAACUUGAUGGUCCACGUUACGAACAAGCACACUGUAGGAAACUGUAUUAGAAAAUAAUUUGCUAGAUAUAUUUUUAUAAUAAAAGAUCGGAUUGUGAUUUGUGUUUAAAUAAA
This is a messenger RNA of Achroia grisella, 950 nucleotides long. Its product is annotated as histone-lysine N-methyltransferase PRDM16-like. Bases 64 to 894 code for a protein of 276 amino acids. The transcript has a single exon. Gene Ontology annotation, biological process: regulation of transcription by RNA polymerase II. The record is from RefSeq and is a predicted model, not a curated record. Gene Ontology annotation, molecular function: RNA polymerase II cis-regulatory region sequence-specific DNA binding; DNA-binding transcription activator activity, RNA polymerase II-specific. Gene Ontology annotation, cellular component: nucleus. Lineage: Eukaryota; Metazoa; Arthropoda; Insecta; Lepidoptera; Pyralidae.